AGAUGCGUCAUUACCGGGUAGUCUCGUGCGCGCCUACGCUUUUUCGAAGGUUGUGCUCAGGGAAGUCGACCAGUCCGACUCCGAUAAUGCUAUUUACGCCGAGACGGAUUACUGGUUUCACCUUCCAACGUUUCGCGAAUUAUUCACCUACCGUAUCCGAUUCACCGUCGUCUUCACAAGAUGACAUGAUACCUGGUGUAAGCAUGUUGAAGCGGAUUGUCAGUGAUCUUGAAGCGACUGGGAUAAAGUUUAUCUUGCCCACGUCAGAUCCUGAGGCGAUGCAGAGUUUGGCACAACCAUUAAAAUCUCUUGGAGCCGUUGGUGUAAAGCCUGAGUUUCUAGUGGAUGCUUGCGUAAAAAACCCCAGCUUGCUCCGUAAUCUCACCACGAAGGGAGAGGAAGCGUGGCAGAUAGUCAACAUGCUCGUGGAAUCAUGUGGGAUGACUUAUGAAGAUGCAUUACGAAUGUUUGCUGGGUACGGUGACGAUCUGCUUGCUUGCUCUUCCCAAGGAGUGCAGUCACGAGCCGAUGUGCUCAUCACAUGUGGAGUAAAAGCUGGUCGAGGUGUUGGACGUGUUGUUCGAAAAUGUCCGGCCAUAUUAUUUGCUCGAGAUCCUUCAGAGAUGAGCAAAGUGGCUGAAGCAUUGGGUGGAUUUUUCUCGAGAAAGGAGAUGACCGCCAUUGUGCAAAAUGUUCCUGAAGUUUUACUCAAGAAUAUCGAAGAGCUUGAAGAGAAAUACGAGUACAUCUUCUUUCAGAUGUGCAUCGAAGGAGAAGAAUUCAAAGAGUGUAAAAACUGGCCUAUUAUGAAUUUGGAAGAGAUAAUGACACGACAUGAAUUCUUAUUAAAGACGGGAAAGUAUAUGACACCCGAUCCGAAACAUCCUCAGAAGAAAAUGGGAAAUCCUCGGUUACAUCAGAUUCUGGACUCAAACGAUGAUCAUUUUGCGACACAGGUUGCCGGUGUGACAAAAGAGGAAUGGGCAAUUUAUCGUGCAUUUGCUGAGAAAAUUUCCAAGCGUUCGGAUAAGGAACGCCCAUAUGAGAGAGUGAAACCAUCGUUGAGAAAAGCCUAUGAGCGACGGAGGAAAGAGGCAAAACCCACGGAAGAUUAUGUUUUUGACGUAUCGGCGUCGACGGUUAUACCGUUGACAGUCAUUAUACGAGGUCUUGGCAGCGCUAAAUAUGACAAGUACAGUUUCGGUCUCACUUCGAUGCAUCACAACUUAUAUCCAUACAAUGAGGCCAAUAACAACACUGUCAAUGACAAUGUCGUAGAGUCUCUCUACUCCACUCUUUCCCCCAACCAUCUGCCCCUACAAGAGGGUGUAGCCUCACAAGGCGCCACUAUGACUAUGGGGAAUCCACCACCUCCUGGAGUGAUAUCACCAUUAGAGCGUGCGAUGUCUAUAGAUGAACAUCUACAGUCGAUGCCGAUGCCAGCGGACUGGAACGAACAGUAUCGGUCGCAGGAGGAAGUUGACAUGCUUAGCAUGGGUUCGGCAAAUCGUUCAUUACUACAUGCAUCUGGACUUCCAUGUCAGCUACGAAAUGUGAUCGUUUCGAGAUGUGACGGAAAGAUCCCAUCAUCGAGUGAUGCCUCAUCAUCCUCUUGUUCUCCAUCGUCCACGGAGAAUAUGCAUCAGCAGCAGCAGCAGCAGCCUAUGAAAGCCGGCGAAACGACGAUCGAUUCGGCCGUAGCAUCCAUCCUGAAUCAGGCGUUGAAGCCAGAGCCGUCAGAUGGCGAGUUUCCAACGGAUUCCAAUGGCUCGUCGGCUCAUCGAAUGCCCAUGCAACCGAUGCCGCUUCCCAUAGGUGCUAGCUAUGGUGGCCGAUGUUCGGACAAUAGUGGUACGAGUGGAGCGAUGAGUAAUACAUCUGGCUCGAGCACUCCAACCACAUCAAGAAGAUCACGCUCCAGUCAUGAUGGAAUGCUCAAGUGCCAAUUUUGUCCGAAAAAAUGGGCUGACCAGAAUGCGUUGCACACUCACAUGGCAGAUUGCCGUUUGGCACGUGGCCAUGAAUGCUCACAAUGUGGAAAGCGAUUUAAGGCACGAGGAGGGCUUCAACAACAUCUACGAAUACAUUCGAAUGAUCGACCCUAUGCUUGCCAUUUCUGUGCGAAACGAUUUACCCAAAAAAGUCAUGUGGAUCAGCAUGAGAGGAUUCAUACUGGAUCCAAGCCAUUUUCAUGCCAAUUCUGUGGGAGAGCUUUUCGUCAAAGAUCACAACAGCUUGGACAUGAGGCCACACAUUCGAAUCUGCUGAACUCUGCUGUUCCACUCGUAGCACCCCAACCUAACGCCCAACUGCAACAUCUCCCAAGUAGCAGUUCACAACAGCAACAUAGUCAACCACAACAGCAGGAUCUGUUGAGAAAUGAUUUACAAACCACAAACGGACUUUUGCACGAUCUUCAAACGUCCACACUGCCAACCGGGAACCAGCUGAAUCUCCUGGCAUUGGGCCAAACUCCCACCCCCAACACCGCCACUCCUUCAUGUACAAACAAUGCGGUGUCAUCGUUAUUGGCUCUAAGCCAGAAUCAGCCCACGAAUCCCGCUUCAUCUGCCCCCUCCCAAUCGUCUCACUUCCCCACAUCUAAUCAUUUACAUCAAGCAGCUGUAGGACUGCUUAACUCGCUACAAUAGCUAGCUUACAAGUAGGCAACAAUUCAAGUCAUACUAUUCUCUGCCAUCUCAGCUCCCGUCCCGCCCUCUUCCCCUCCCCACUAUCCGGUGUUUUCUCCUCAGGACCCACACAUUUGUGUGGCGUUGUCAUUGACGUAGGUGACCUGUACAGGUACAAAAGAAACAAUUACGCUUAUUAGUAACAAUUUAAUCGUUUCAUAUUUUGGAUUCGGCUACUACGGACAUUUGUUUCGAUUUUUAACUUCUCAAACAAGCAGUUUAUUUUCGGAAGCAUGCAAUCUCGUCCCAGUUCCUCCCAGUAACUAUUGUAACGUUUUCUGUACCCUAUAUUUUUGAGUACAGUCAUGUCCAAUUACGCGUAUUUUGUCCGAGUUUAGCCAAUACCCCUGUGUGUAGCUUUGUAGCCCCGGUUAUGAUUUUUUUUACUAUUUUCUAUGCAAAAUUGUAGGCGCCUGUUUUUUCCCCUACUCUUUCACAUUUUGUACGGUCCCCUCUUGUAAGUAUUAACUAAAUACGUGGAAGUGAGAACAACGUGCAAGUUAAUGUUUUUUAGAAAAUAAUUGUAAACGCCCAAGGCAUUUCUUUUUUUGUAUUUUAUAUAUGUUUUUCUCUCAUCUUCGAUCAGUUUUUUGUAGGAGCGAUUUAUUCUUUCGUUUCGCCCCUGCUGCUAGUGCACACAUGUAGCUUUAGCCUGCAAAGUUAUUCUCUUGGAACAUGGUGCUUUUGUUGGUAGAUUGAGAACUCGUACGAAUCGAAUUUUAUGUUGCCCCAAUUCUUUCUCUCCAAAUUUGUUCAUGUGUUCCACG
Cylicocyclus nassatus is the source of this 3457-nucleotide messenger RNA. The record is from the annotation of a GenBank genome assembly. Lineage: Eukaryota; Metazoa; Nematoda; Chromadorea; Rhabditida; Strongylidae.